Molecule: messenger RNA, 948 nt
Organism: Nakaseomyces glabratus
Lineage: Eukaryota; Fungi; Ascomycota; Saccharomycetes; Saccharomycetales; Saccharomycetaceae
Product: C2H2-type zinc finger protein
Biological process (GO): regulation of transcription by RNA polymerase II
Cellular component (GO): chromatin; PcG protein complex; transcription regulator complex
Molecular function (GO): RNA polymerase II cis-regulatory region sequence-specific DNA binding; DNA-binding transcription factor activity, RNA polymerase II-specific
Source: RefSeq, a predicted model, not a curated record
AUGAUUUUUGAAAGUAAUCCUUUAAACUCCUUCAUGCUAGAUGAUGAAGAGCGUUUCAAGAUAGACGACUACUUAGACUGCUUCAAUGACAUGAGUCUCCCCGCUAUCCAAAACACCACGGUUAUUCAGCCUUUCUCCAUGUACAACGAAAGUUACGAAAAGCUUUUCAAUGAAACAGACUCUAUAAUAUCAGAUGAACCAUCUAGUGUUUUCGAACUGGAUACAAACUCCAGAAGAGAUACUCUAAAGUCCGAAGGUUUUAUCUCAUUAGAACACCCAGAUAUGCUACAAAAGCGCGAUAGCGAUUCUCAAUACCACUUCAAAAACGAACUUCCAUACCCAAGAGAUGAAGUAGUAAAGAUGGCUGAAGCUUACCCACCAUCAUUGCAGAAAGUUGAAGAAAGUGUAUCGCCCAAGUCUUCCUGCAUACAACCUGCAGAUGAUGAAACUUCAAACGCUUUUGAUGAGAAGUUCUCUGCACAAGCCGAGAUAAAUAAGACAUCAGAAGACACUAAAUUCAUUUGCAAAGUAUGUCUCAAGAAGUUCAAAAGACCAAGCUCGCUAAGUACACACAUGAAUAUCCACACAGGUGAAAAGCCUUACCCAUGUCCAUUUGAUAACUGUACGAAGAGCUUCAACGCCAAGUCUAACAUGUUGAGACACUACAAGCUACACUUCAAACUAAGUAAUGGUGCUUACAUUCUACCGACCGGUGAGAUCUGUGCUGAGAAGCCAACUGCAAAGCAGCUUCUUCAAAGUAGUAAAAGAACUUCAUCAAGAGUACAGAAAAAGAGAAAGACUUCAAACACUACAACAUCCACUUACGUAAGCGAUGGCUACCCAUCAGAGGUGGAUGUUUCUGGUUCUGCUACUCCACUAAAUAAUGAUGUUCUAUGCAAACCAUACCUAAAUGUUUUACACCAAGGAGGUGAAGCUUCAUCAAUAUGA